This is a messenger RNA of Stylonychia lemnae, 1056 nucleotides long. NCBI's taxonomy places the organism in Eukaryota, Ciliophora, Spirotrichea, Sporadotrichida, Oxytrichidae. The record is from the annotation of a GenBank genome assembly.
AUGCUUACUCAGUAGAAUGGUAUCUAAACAUUAUACUCCAUAAAGAUAAGUAAAACUUAAUUCACUCCGACUAGUCCCAGCCCUUACGCUCUUGUAGCAGAAAAAUUUUAAUACAAAAAUUUUAAAUCCUCAAUUAUUUCUUUUGCAAGAGUUGCUUAAUACGGUGAUUAAUAUUUUUUUGCUGGAAGUUUCUUAGAAUCUGGAAGAUAUUUAGGAUUUGUCACUUCAUCAAAAAAUGAGUUUUAAUGCUAUAGUUUACUUUCAUUAGUAACUUCACCUUUACUUAGCGAAACUUUUGGUUCAAUGAUUAGAUGGUAUCAAAAUUCAACAAAUGUUGAAUUGUAACCAAAUGUGAAAAACUACACUAUAGUAGAUCUAAAAUUCAAUCAAGAUUUGUAUGAAUUCUAAAUAUAGCUUUUCGAUUCUGAUCCUACUAAUACUUGCACAAUUAAAAUUGGGAACUAUUCAAUUUCAACUUGUACUGAUGCUUACAAGAUAACUUUUGAUUUAAUCGACCUAGGAACAAAUGAAUUGAUAAGUGAUCCUGCUUUGUCUUGGCCUCUGGUAUAGCCUUCAAUGAAUUGUUCCUAUUGUGUAAAAUAUCUUCAAUAUACACUAAUAAGUCUUGAAAAUGUACAUGUUUUCUUUUUAUCUUACAAUAAUGAGACAGGAUAUUUCAGAAUUUUCACUGAAACACCUGAACUUAAAAAUACUUAUCACAAAAUUACCUUGCAAGUGAAAGCGAUAACCUUAAAUAAUUAUGAUUAUGAGGAGUUAUAUAUGCUUAAAGAAUUUAAAGUCACACUAAUGGAAAAAGAGGUAAAGAAUAAUAAUCCCUAUUUUGCUGUCGAUCUCUUUGAUUAGUAUGGUAUGAGUGGUAGUACUACUUAAUACACUCUACCUGAAGGUUAAGAUAAAGAGAAUAAUCCUUUUACCAUAAGCUAUGAAGUUUCAAGUAAAGCAGCUUAGAAAUUCACUAAAUUAGAUGGAAAUACGUUUACAUUCUCACCAAGUAAAAUUGAGUAUGGCCAAUUCGAGUAUUAAGUAAUACUUUGA